Messenger RNA from Neohortaea acidophila, 813 nucleotides. RefSeq lists its product as uncharacterized. NCBI's taxonomy places the organism in Eukaryota, Fungi, Ascomycota, Dothideomycetes, Mycosphaerellales, Teratosphaeriaceae. The transcript is spliced from 3 exons. The coding region runs from base 1 to 813 and encodes 270 amino acids. The record is from RefSeq and is a predicted model, not a curated record.
AUGCGACUCUUCCACCACACCGCCCUGGCGCUCGCGUCGGCCGUGAGCGCCGCGCAGGCAGCAAAGGACCCCUCGGCCGUUCACUUCCACCUGGGACUCAACCUCAAUGUGCAGCCGAGCGGUGUCAAAGCGGUGUACGAGAAGGUGCCAAUAGAGAUGUACAGGUUGACGAACAUUGGCAAUGUCCGGGCGUCUGAGAUUGCGUUUAGGGAUACCUCGUCCAAGACGGAUGGGAUUCAAUGUCGAGCGUACAUCGACAGCAAAGGCACCGAGCCAAUCGGCACGCCCUUUACAAACGCCAACACCGUGAUCUUGAGCAAAAGCAACAUCGUCAAAGUCAGCGCGGUGCUGUGCUACUACUACGAGGACGCCAGCCCGGCCGCGCCAGGCGGUAAAGGGAAGCACUCCAAAACGAUCACUCAGACUGGAACGAAGAAACACACGGCCAUGAAGACGAAGACGAAAGCAGCGCAUAGCACCGCCAAGCACCAUACUGACAAGCAUCAUACGGGCACGAAAGCGUCGUCGUAUCACUUGGAUACCAUGACGACUGUGACGAAGACGAAGAAGCACCACACCACUGCUACCGCGUACAAGACUCGCUCGCACAAAACCAAGGGCCAUCAUUCCAAGGGCGAAGGGCAGCAGACUAAGGGCAAGGAUCACCACACCAAGGGCGAAGGGCAUAAGACCAAAGGCCAGGGAGAGAAUACCAAAGGGAACAGCGACAAGGGGCAUCACACUAAGGGGAAGCAUGAUGCUACCGCGUCGCCAUCCGUGACGGGCAGCGUUGGUUCGACGAUGGAGGAGUGA